CACCAUAUUUUUCUUCUUUGUCUCUUCCCAUCUCACAACAUAACGACUAUAGCUACCUCUCAAUUCAUCAUGCUUCUAUAGCAGAAGACCUGCCACUACCGCGCCUUGCAACGCCUCACCAUGUCCAUCCACUCCGUCACCAAGGGCGAGGCUUCGUCCCUGGCUGACCAACUCUCCAAGGUCCUACCCCAGGGCUAUCAGUUUGGCAUCCAUCACCUUUCGACGCCCCCAACCCAAACCGAUGCUCUCUGCUCUGCUCCUCCCGGCGAACGAGAAGACAAUACGUACUGCGAGAACCAUUUCCUAGCCGUCACCAUUGAUGCGAACACGGCCAGUAAGAAUGGCCCCGACACUACCACCACCACCGGCGCCGCCGUCACACCCGGUCACGUCCUCAUCCUGGCCAUCGAAAUACUCAUCUACACGACUGCUUAUUCCAGCACCUUUUUUGUCUCCAAGGCCGAUUCCACUGGCUACCUCGCCCUCCUCGACCUCCCCAAGGGCGCCCCAUCUCCCAUCAGAGAAAUCUGCACGACCAUCCUAGCAUACCUCGUUCAGCACCGCAGGAGAAAGGGGCUCCAGUGCGUCGUCAGCCUGUUUGCCCGCGCCCAAGACCAAUACCUUUUCCCGCUCAGCGUACAAAACAAAUCCAAGCACGUCCUCGACGACCGGGGGCUGGUCAAGUGGUGGUGUCGCGUCCUCCAUCCCCUCGUCGAUAUCUCGUCCACGGGAGGAUCCUGGGCCGACGUCAAAGGCCACCUCGUCGUGCCGGGCCUGGACAAGUACGAGAUGCGGGCUUUCCUCCCCCGAGCCCCGGACGGCGAGUCGCGCUGGGUGCUGAGCCACCCCCUGGAGAAGAUCUCUCACUACACACGAGAGUACGACUGGGUUCCCGCUCGAUGCCUCAUUCCGAGUUUUCCCGACGACCCCAAAUCGCGAUACCGCGACGAGCUCGACGAGGAGGCCAACAGGUCCAAGCUGUUGCGGACGAGCGGCAUGUGGAAGAGCGUCAGGUCGCUCGACCAGUUCUGGGAGAUGAUGGCCUUUCGGCAGGAAUGCUCUAGCGGUCGUCUUACCGGGUUUAUCUGGGUCGUGUUUGAGCCAGGGGGUGACGGGAAGGGAUCGAGCGCUCCAACCGCUGCCGCGUCGAACGCUACAGCGGCGCCAAGCCCGCCUUCCACCCCUCCCAAGAACGCCCAGGGAAGGCCAACCACGUCGUACUCUACUCCUCGGAAACUAUUCCCCACCUCUACAUCAGGACGUACCCCCCAUGGGGCGCCUUCCAAGACGAAACGCGCGGGCGAGAAAAAGAAGCGGAAGAAGCGCCUCACAGGGCCCAUCGAGCCUCGACAGCCUCACAUCAAGACCCAACAGCGCAACUACCUCCUCGACCGCCCAUCCUCGACAGCCUACUACCGCUGGCCCGCCGAGGGGAGGGGCCGCAGGGUCGUCGGCGAGUCGGACUACAAGCGGUCCAUCGAACUGCUCCUGCACCUGGACUUCUCCACCCUGGACCGGGCCAGGAGCAGCACGAAGCGGUGGGUGAGCGAGGUUGGCAUGGGAGAAAGCUGGGUCGUGGAAGUGGUUGGUAUGCGCGAGUCGGCGGUGUCGGCGGUGUCGGCAGCGGCGUCAAGCGGCGGGACGCCAAUAACCGCGACCGGUGCGUCCGUCAACGACCUUUCGGGUCUUGUGAAGCGUAAGAGGGGUCACGGGGCUGGAGAGGACGGGGCGGGGCAGCCGGCUAAGGUGAAUGUGUUGAGCGCUGGACUGGUGCGAAAGAAGGCGAAGCAGUGACGCUGUUUUCCGUUUUGCGUGGUUCUUAUGAGGAGUCGUCGUCUCUUUUUUUUUCUUUUUGCUUUUUUUUUUUUUGGCACGAUAGCAGUGGCGUUGGGACCGGAUACCCCGUAACCACUGGAUGGGAAAGAUUUGGGUGGGAUUCCUCUGGUAAGGGAGGAUGGCGUUGCUUUCAUCUUUCAGGGAUACCAUCUUGGGUGACGACAAAUAAGAAGACAUUUGUUGGUCUGUUGCUUGCACCAUCCGUCCACAGCUAUCGUGACGGUGGCCUCCAACCAUCGGAGUUGAGACUUGGAUUCUUAGAUCCCAAGAUCAAAGGCGUACUAACCAAGGGGCUUAUAUAUAAGUCGCAAGGAAAAUUAACUCAAGGAAAAAACUCACUCAUCUGACAAUCGUCAAACAAGCGCAGUGUAUCAUAUCGC
Molecule: messenger RNA, 2216 nt
Organism: Sodiomyces alkalinus F11
Lineage: Eukaryota; Fungi; Ascomycota; Sordariomycetes; Glomerellales; Plectosphaerellaceae
Exons: 1
Coding region: 121-1794 (557 amino acids)
Biological process (GO): DNA damage response
Cellular component (GO): nucleus
Molecular function (GO): histone H3K56 acetyltransferase activity
Source: RefSeq, a predicted model, not a curated record